Nicotiana tabacum (common tobacco) is the source of this 824-nucleotide messenger RNA. NCBI's taxonomy places the organism in Eukaryota, Viridiplantae, Streptophyta, Magnoliopsida, Solanales, Solanaceae. The record is from RefSeq and is a predicted model, not a curated record.
UAUUUCUGUUUAUGUUCUUCCUUUUAAUUUCCAGAUUAUGCAUGGAAAAGGAGCUAAACUUAGCAGCAAGGAGGAGAAUUUGGCAGCUCUUGAUGACGGAAGCAAUGAGCUUAAAAGCAAUGGGGAGGGAGAUGAUAACGGCAAAGUUGCAACAGAUACCACUAUAGAAAUGGGAGAUGCAAGCAACCUGCCAUCAGUCAAAGAAAAUUCCUCUUCUGAGGCAGUUCUCCCUGAAAACCAUACUGGUCAGCUGAAUGCGCAAAACACCCAGGAUAAGGCCAUAGAGAGCAUCAGUUCACAGAGUGUAGAAGAUUACAAUCAGUUACUCAAUACAUAUUACGAACUUGAGGAUCAAAGGCAAAAGAUUUUGCAGCAACUUAACCAGUUUGGCAUAUGGAGUUACCAAAAUUCUGCUUCUACUUCACAAGAACAUCACACUUAUGCAGCACAUACUUCACAUCCAACAGAAUCUUCUUUCUACUGCCCAUAUGGAUGCCAAAGUUGGGUGUCUCCAUGCACACUAUCACCUUGUUGUUUGGAUGCUUCUGUACAAGGUGUUCAACAAAAGAACUCAUCUCUUCAAAAUUCUAAUUUGGUUAAUAUAGCAAAGGAAGCUGCAGAAAAAGUACUAUCCUCUUUAAAGCAAGCUUCUAACACGACUUCACCGAAUUCAUUUGCAAGUGAAGGUGAGCAGCUGUCUAGAUACUUGACUGCAUGUCUGUUUAUUUUUAUGUCUAGAGUGUGAUGUGGUAGUGACUGGAAGAUCCUUGCAUUUUCUAUAACAUAUUGAGAUGAACUGGAAUACGGACAAGAAAAAGAGUUAG